CUCCUCCCUCUUCUUCUCUCUCUUGCUCUCCUUCCUCCUCCGCCUCCUCAGCUCUUGGGCUAGAAUAUCUAUGGGUCGAAACGUGAUGCGAUGAAUCCGAGAGAGACCGAAACUGGGACGAGGAGAGCGGCGGAAGCGGCGGGACUCCUGGGCAUGGGGGCUUCACCACAAUAGAGGCAGCAUCCUCACCCGCCCCCGCCAACCCCUCCGGAGCGAAGCCCCCAAAUCCCCUCGGGAAAAGGAUGGCGGCGGCACCUACUCAGAUCGAAGCCGAGCUGUAUUACCUGAUCGCUAGGUUCUUGCAGUCUGGACCCUGUAACAAAUCUGCUCAGGUGCUAGUGCAGGAGCUUGAGGAGCAUCAGCUGAUUCCGCGCCGCUUAGACUGGGAGGGGAAAGAGCACCGUAGAAGCUUCGAGGAUCUGGUGGCAGCCAAUGCACACAUUCCUCCAGACUACCUCCUUAAAAUCUGUGAGCGAAUUGGUCCCUUGCUAGACAAGGAGAUCCCUCAGAGUGUUCCUGGGGUACAGACAUUGCUAGGUGUUGGUCGGCAGUCUUUGUUACGGGAUGCCAAAGACUGUAAGAGUACACUAUGGAAAGGAUCUGCUUUCGCAGCUCUACAUAGAGGCAGACCUCCAGAACUACCUGUAAAUUAUGUGAAACCUCCAAAUGUGGUGAACAUCACCUCUGCUAGGCAGUUAACCGGAUGUAGUCGCUUCAGCCAUAUUUUCCCUUCAUCUGCCUACCAGCAUAUUAAGAUGCACAAGAGAAUUCUGGGGCACUUAUCUUCUGUCUACUGUGUAGCAUUUGACCGGAGUGGGAGAAGAAUUUUUACAGGAUCUGAUGACUGCUUGGUAAAAAUUUGGGCUACAGAUGAUGGGCGCCUCCUUGCUACACUUCGAGGGCACUCUGCUGAAAUUUCUGACAUGGCUGUCAACUAUGAAAAUACUCUCAUUGCCGCAGGCAGCUGUGAUAAGGUUGUAAGAGUAUGGUGUCUUCGAACUUGUGCACCAGUUGCAGUCCUUCAGGGACAUUCAGCUUCUAUUACUUCCAUACAGUUUUGUCCAUCAACUAAAGGCACAACCAGAUACCUCACUUCUACUGGUGCUGAUGGAACAAUCUGUUUCUGGCAAUGGCAUGUAAAAACCAUGAAGUUUAGAGAUCGCCCAGUAAAAUUUACUGAGAGAUCCAGACCUGGAGUUCAGAUAUCUUGUUCUUCCUUCAGUUCUGGUGGUAUGUUCAUCACAACAGGUAGCACUGACCAUGUGAUUAGAAUAUAUUAUUUGGGUUCUGAGAUCCCUGAGAAAAUUGCUGAAUUAGAAUCACAUACGGACAAAGUUGUUGCUGUUCAGUUCUGUAACAAUGGAGACAGUUUAAGAUUUGUUAGUGGAAGCAGAGAUGGAACAGCAAGAAUAUGGCAGUAUCAGCAACAAGAAUGGAAGAGUAUAGUGCUAGAUAUGGCUACUAAAAUGAAUGGGAAUAAUUUGCCAUCUGUAGAAGACAAAGUCUCUAAACUGAAGGUGACUAUGGUGGCCUGGGAUCGUUAUGACACCACAGUUAUUACAGCAGUGAACAAUUUCCUUUUGAAGGUGUGGAAUUCUGUCACAGGACAGCUUCUUCAUACUUUAUCUGGACAUGAUGAUGAAGUAUUUGUUUUAGAAGCACACCCAUUUGAUCAAAGGAUCAUACUUUCUGCGGGUCAUGAUGGGAACAUUUUCAUUUGGGAUCUUGACCGGGGGACCAAAAUUCGGAAUUAUUUUAAUAUGAUUGAAGGCCAAGGUCAUGGUGCGGUGUUUGAUUGUAAAUUUUCACCAGAUGGAAACCAUUUUGCCUGCACAGAUUCUCAUGGGCAUUUGCUCCUUUUUGGUUUUGGGUGUAGUAAAUACUAUGAAAAGAUUCCAGAUCAGAUGUUCUUCCACACGGAUUAUCGACCUCUUAUCCGUGAUGCCAAUAACUACGUAUUAGAUGAACAAACACAACAAGCCCCUCACCUCAUGCCUCCUCCUUUCUUGGUGGAUGUUGAUGGAAAUCCUCAUCCUACAAAAUUUCAACGGCUAGUACCAGGACGGGAAAAUUGCAAAGAUGAACAACUUAUACCACAACUGGGUUAUGUGGCUAAUGGUGAUGGAGAGGUGGUAGAACAGGUAAUUGGGCAGCAAACCAAUGACCAAGAUGAAAGCAUCCUUGAUGGGAUCAUCAGGGAGCUGCAGAGAGAACAAGAUCUAAGACUAAUUAAUGAAGGAGAUGUUCCACAUUUUCCAAUUAAUAGAUCCUACUCUGUUAAUGGUGCUUUGAGAAGUCCAAAUAUGGAUAUACCUUCUUCCCCAAAUAUUGGACUUCGACGUAGUGGUCAAAUUGAAGGUGUUCGGCAGAUGCACAAUAAUGCUCCUCGGAGCCAGAUGGCCACUGAACGAGAUCUGAUGGCGUGGAGCAGAAGAGUGGUGGUAAAUGAACUAAAUAGUGGGGUUAGUAGGGUACAGGAAGAAUGUCGAACUGCAAAAGGUGACAUAGAAGUCGGCCUUUAUACAGUAGAAAAGAAGAAAAAGCCAUCUUAUACUAUCCAAAGAAAUGAUUACCAGCCAAGUUGUGGGCGAUCUUUACGAAGGACACAACGCAAGCGUCAGCAUACUUAUCAAACACGGUCUAACAUAGAGCAUAAUUCACAAGCAUCAUGCCAAAAUUCAGGUGUACAGGAAGUUUCAGACAGCUCCUCAGAGGAAGAUGAAACUGUUGGUACCAGUGAUGCUUCUAUAGAGGAUCCUGUUAUGGAAUGGCAAAGUGAAAGUUCUUCCAGUGAUUCAUCAAGUGAAUAUUCUGAUUGGACAGCAGAUGCUGGAAUAAAUUUGCAGCCACCAAAAAGACAAACGAGACAGGCAACACGGAAAAUAUGCAGCAGUUCAGAGGAAGAAAAUAUGAAGUCAAUAGAAGAAAAGCAAAAGAAACCUAAACAGACCCGAAAGAAGAAAGGAGGUUUAGUUUCUAUGGCAGGGGAGCCCAAUGAAGAAUGGUUUGCCCCACAGUGGAUCUUGGAUACCAUACCACGUCGUUCUCCAUUUGUUCCACAGAUGGGAGAUGAGCUUAUUUAUUUUAGGCAAGGACAUGAAGCUUAUGUGAGGGCUGUAAGGAAAGCAAAAAUAUACAGUGUUAAUUUACAAAAGCAGCCAUGGAACAAAAUGGAUCUUAGGGAGCAAGAAUUUGUUAAGAUUGUAGGUAUCAAAUAUGAGGUUGGACCACCUACACUAUGCUGUUUGAAGCUUGCAUUUCUGGACCCCAUUUCUGGCAAAAUGACUGGAGAGUCUUUUUCCAUUAAAUAUCAUGAUAUGCCAGAUGUCAUUGAUUUCCUUGUACUACAUCAGUUUUAUAAUGAAGCCAAAGAAAGGAACUGGCAGAUUGGUGAUAGAUUCCGAAGUAUAAUAGAUGAUGCCUGGUGGUUUGGAACUGUGGAGAGUCAGCAGCCUUUUCAACCAGAGUAUCCUGAUAGUUCUUUCCAGUGUUACAGUGUUCACUGGGACAAUAAUGAGAGAGAAAAGAUGAGCCCCUGGGAUAUGGAACCAAUUCCAGAAGGAACUGCCUUUCCAGAUGAAGUUGGUGCUGGUGUUCCUGUGUCCCAGGAAGAACUUACUGCUUUGCUAUACAAACCCCAAGAAGGAGAGUGGGGGGCUCAUUCUAGAGAUGAGGAGUGUGAACGGGUUAUUCAGGGCAUCAACCAUCUUCUUUCCCUGGAUUUUGCCAGCCCUUUUGCUGUUCCAGUGGAUCUCAGUGCCUACCCCUUGUAUUGUACUGUAGUUGCAUAUCCAACUGACCUCAAUACCAUCAGACGGAGACUUGAAAAUCGCUUUUACAGGAGAAUAUCAGCAUUAAUGUGGGAGGUGCGCUAUAUUGAGCAUAAUGCUCGGACUUUCAAUGAGCCAGAUAGUCCUAUUGUUAAAGCAGCUAAAAUUGUAACAGAUGUCUUACUUCGAUUUAUUGGGGAUCAGAGCUGCACUGAUAUAUUAGAUACUUAUAAUAAAAUUAAAGCAGAAGAACUAAACAGUACUGAUGGAGAAGAGGAUACAGAAAUGGUUGAUUUAGAUUCAGAUGGUCCUGGCACAUCAUCUGGACGAAGGGUCAAAUACCGAGGCAGGAGACAAUCUUUAAAGUUAAAUCCUGAUGCUUGGAGAAAACAAUGCAAAGAACUAUUGAGCCUCAUUUAUGAACGUGAAGAUUCAGAGCCAUUUCGACAGCCAGCUGAUCCUCUUUCUUACCCAGGCCAUCAAGAACAAGAAGGAGAGUCCUCAGACUCGGUUGUAACAGAAAGACAAGACUCUUCUCUUUCUGAGGAUAAUCAUGAUGUUAUAGACACGCCUAUGGACUUCAGCACUGUGAAAGAAACUUUGGAAGCAGGAAACUAUGGUAGUCCUCUGGAAUUUUAUGAGGAUGUUCACCAAAUAUUUAGCAACUCCAAAGCUUAUACCUCCAAUAAAAAGUCAAGGAUCUACAGCAUGACACUGCGAUUAUCUGCCUUAUUUGAAAAUCAUAUUAAAAAUAUCAUCUCUGAAUAUAAGUCAGCAAUGCAGAGUCAGAAGAGGAGAAGGCCUCGGUACAGAAAACGUCUGAGAAGCAGCAGCAGUUCUUUAUCAAGUAGCAGAGCACCUAGUCCAAAAGGGAAACAGAAGCAAUUAAAGUUACAGCCUAAAACGGACCAGAAUACCUCAGUGUCUUAUGUCAGAACUAGUUCCCCUUUCUCAUCUCCUGUUUCAGAUACUGCUGAAGGACUUCCACUAUAUCUAAUUGAUGAUGAACUGGAUGGGCCAUUUUCUUCAUCAAGCUUAAGUGGAUAUGGCCGAAGUGGUAAUAGCCAUGACCCAGGGAAAGCCAAAUCAUUUCGGAAUAGAAUUGCACCAGUUAAACAAGAUCACUCCACUGAUGGACCUCUUACAAAUGGUGAUGGCAGAGAAACUUGGCCAGGAAUCAAGAGAAAACUACUUAGUGCAUCAGAAGAAGAUGAAAGCAUGGGAGGAGAAGAAAAAGCAAAAGAAACAAAAGAGAAAUCCCAUCUAUCCUCCUCAGAGAGUGGAGAGUUAGGAUCCAGUUUAAGUUCAGAAAGUACUUGUGGUUCUGAUUCAGACUCUGAAUCAACCUCCAGAACAGAUCAAGAUUAUGUAGACGGAGACCAUGACUAUAGCAAAUUCAUACAAACUAGACCUAAAAGAAAACUCAGAAAACAGUAUGCCAAUGGAAAAAGAAACUGGAAGAUGAGAGGCACAGGAGGAAGAGGCAGAUGGGGUAGAUGGGGCAGAUGGAGUAGAGGAGGCAGAGGGCGAGGAGGCAGAGGGCGAGGUGGUCGAGGAAGAGGUAGUAGUAGUAGUACUAGGGGGAGAGGGAGAGGGAGAGGAGGAAGAGGGACCUCUAGAGGAGCCACCAGAGCCAAACGAGCACGUAUCACAGAUGACGAAUUUGAUACAAUGUUUUCGGGACGUUUCAGUAGACUGCCUCGAAUUAAAACAAGAAACCAAGGCAGGAGGACUGUUUUAUAUAAUGAUGAUUCUGAUAAUGAUAAUUUUGUGUCCACUGAAGAUCCUCUGAAUCUUGGUACAUCCAGGUCAGGCAGAGUACGAAAAAUGACAGAAAAAGCCAGGGUUAGCCAUCUCAUGGGAUGGAAUUACUAACAAUAAAUGUAGAAUAAUUUAAAAAUUCAAUGGCCUUCUACUGCAGGGAAUUACCAGGAAAUCUUCAAAGCAAGUUGUGUGGGGACUUCUGCUUCCUUUCACAUUGGUGCUUUUUCCAUUAUGCCAGUAUAUAUUUGUUUCAAGACUUUUGAUCUCCACACUUCAUUUGUCCAAACAAGCCUUACUCAUUGGGCCUUAAAUUAAAAGAAAAAUCUGCCCACAUACACACACCCACAUACACACACACACACACACACACACACCAGACACACUACAGAUUUAACUACAUUAAAGGAGCAUUCCGCUUCUUAAGAGUAGCAUGACAUUUUUAUUGCAAUGGAAUAUCCCUCUUUUGCUUUUGUAUCACAGACGUAUAGCACCUUCUUACAGAGUUUUAUAUAGUUUGUUUUUGCCAUUUUGAUUCCUAUACCCAGUAAUAAUAACUUUUGCACAAUACACCAAUCCUAAAGGCAGCUAUUAAAUGUUUACAGUUUCUAUAUUGUAAGAAUGAUCUGGAUUAUUUUACGCUUCCCAGGCCAAACUUUCGCGAACUGUACUGAACUGAAGUAUAUAUUUAUACUGCAGUUUUUUGGGGGGUUGGGGGGAAUCUUGAUAUGCUUUUCAUUGAUUUGCUUAAUUCACGUUAAAGGUGAGAAAGGGUUGGUGCCUUGUAAAUAUGUAGCAAAUCAUUGUGGUGUGUCCUGAUGUGUGCAUUAACUUUAUUAAAAGAGAAUACUUGAGGUAUCAAUCUAGACAAGGUGCCAAAUGCAAAAGUUUCUUGCAUCCAUUUUCUUUUUUUUCUGUUAUAUUUUAUUGCAUUAGUAGAACUGUGUAGCUUAAAGAAUAACUUAAACAUUUGAAAAAAUCCUCAUGCACAAAGAAUAACUCUGAAUAGUAGCUAAGCUACCUCUAUUAACUACAACUACUGGAAAAUAGAUGCUGUUACUCAUGACUAAGGAGAAAUAGAACAAGCUUGGUAGGAGUGAAUACUCUUUUAAGUUAUAAGCUGAAAGGUUGUUAAUAAUCAUAUUGGCUCUCCAAUUAAUAACUCUAUUUCCUAAAUAUCAUAUACUCUACCAUAGGCUUCUUAGAACAUAUUUGUGUGAGUAGACUUGUGCUACUGCUUACAUUUCUGCUACCACUUACUUUUUUUAACCAGCUGUGAGUUACUAGUUUUCACUUGACUCUUAAAAUGUAACAAAACACCUAAUUUGAGUUGGAAUGCUUUGGCUAGCUAAUAUUUCGAAUCAACAAUAAUUUCUGCUUUUACCAUUCCAAAGGGUUCUUCUGUUUUAGUCUUUCAGCAAAGGACCUCAUUGACUGCUCACAGAUACUUUGAUUGAAUCAUUAUUUUAUUGAUAAAUCUUUAAAAUUUUUUAUGUUCUUGUUUACAGCAGUAGAGUGCACAUGAUUCCAUAAGUGAGCUUGAGCUCCAAGUUCAUUUUUACCCCUCAAAAUUGAGAUUGCAGAUUUGCUAGUUUGUUAGAUGCUUAAAAUUUUUGAAGUGAGGAUGAUAAUGAUCUUUCUUUUUGACAUCACAUUGUUGCACUUAGAUCAAAUUUAUGUGAGAAAACAGACUUCUUAAUGUAAACCUAAUUAUCCCAGGAUAUUUAUUGAGCUCAUGUGUUUGUCUCAUGCUUUCAGUCAUUUCAUGCAUCUGAAAAUCCUUAAGUACAGAGGAAGGAGUACACACAUAACUUUGCUUUUGGGGUUGGGUUGGGGGGUUACUCUUGGACUAACAUCUUUAAGCAAUUUUCACUUGCAGUAGAAAUGAUGUUCAGGCUUUAAGAAAGUAUUGUGAGUUGUUAAUGGCACUAACUGCUGUUACUAGAUAGUAGAACUAGAUCAACCUGAUAUUUUUUUGUUGUGGUCUUUUUUUUCUAAACCAAAACUGUUUCUAGUUAUUACUCAGCUGCCAUUUGUAUCCAUAAGUAUAGGUUCAAAACAUUUUUAUUUGAAAUUCUACAUUCGAUUUUUGCAAAAGUGUACUAUUUCAUUUAUUCAUCUCGGGCAUUUAAAUUGUGCCUAUAUUUUCCUGGAAUCAAUAACUCUUUGGCCUAACCGAAAGUGUCAUAGUUGCUUAAAUUCCUGACUAUACCCAAAUGUGUAUCAUGUAUAUCAUUAUAGUGUUGAAUUUUUUUUGUUGCCAUUCUUCUAUGAAGAGCUGACCUCUUGAACUAUAGAAGAAUUGCCAUUUGUUUGACUUUUAGCUAUCUGGAGCUUUAUUUAUAAUUUAUUUUGAAAAAAUACAAAUGCCACAUUUAUUCCAAAAUGUCAAGAUUUCCUAGGUUUAGGUGAUUAGAAUAAUAAGGCUGGAGACAUUUUUAAACAUAUUUUAUAUGUAGUGAAAUACUGUGAAAAUACUAGUGAACAGCAUUUUGCUGUAAUGUUGAUUUCAGUUCUUAGGAUUCAAAGAGUUAGUCACCAGGAUAUGUUAGAUGAGCAGUGAUCAUUUAUUAUUAAAAAACAGGUAAUUUUCUGUUUGCAUGCAAAUUAUUUUGGUAAGUGUGACAAUAAGUCUGGGAGAUAGUAUUUUUAUGUUUUUAUUUGGACAUCCCACCCCAAUUUAUACAUUGCAUUUUUUAAUUUAGUAAUACCACCUUCUGUGAAUGUGUUAUGAUUUGUAUCACAUUGAAUACUUUAUCAUUUUACCUUUUUAGGGCCCCUUAAACCUAAAUAAGAUCUGAGUUCAGCAAUAGCAAAGCAAUUAGGAAAUAAGCUAAGAAUUCUAAGAAAAACCACUGUUACAUUAGACCCAUGAGAGCAUACACAUAUAUAAGCCUAGUCCUAUGCUAGAUAUGAAUAGUCAGUAAGCUGUAAUAUUUAUCAUGAAUGCUAAUAAUGUUUAAAUUCCUAGCUUUAAGACCUUAGCAUAUGUAUAUAUUUAUAAAAACUGAAUCAUGGCUUUGCUGUAUGUAUCUCAUCCAGCAGUAGGACGCUCUCCCAAACAAUCAGUAACCUACUAGCCUAAUGACUAAAUUUGUUUUUGUACAUGUAUGUGUGUAGUUGUAUGUAUGUAGCUUUUAUUUCCAGUUUGACAUACCUUAUCUCAGACAUUAAAAAAGAGAAUAUUUUAUAUGGAGGACCCUGUCUACCAAUUCUUUGCUCUUAGCCUGUGUGUUUCCUAAUUCUUGAUCAUUUCAUUUCAUUAUGCCUUCCAGAUAACCACCCAGGUUUUAUCAUGUACCUGUGUCCUUCUGUUUUAAUUUGCCCUUUUGUUUAUUUUUCCCCUUUCCAUCCCAAGAAAUCAGGCUUGUUCUAGAAUUCUUAGGUACAGCACUUUGACCCAGAGGCAGAGAAGCUGGGUAAUAUAAUUUUCAUUCAGCACAAUUAUGUGCCCAUAUAUCUAACUCAACCUUCCAACAUUUUGAAGUACACUUAAAUGAUCUAUCUUUUGUUGUUUUUAUUUUAUUCAUGUAGAGAUUGUCAUCAGACUAACAGAGUGAUUGAAAGAUGUGAAUGCCACUUCUAACUUUUGAUAAAGCUUUUUUGAGCAUUUUUCAAAAUUUAUAUGUUUGUGGUAAUGACAAACACCUUAUUACUCACUUCCGUAUCUCGGGAAUCAUUUGUGCAUAUUUGCCAACUGGUAUUUCAAAGUUGGAAUUUUCACAUACACAAAAGAAGACUUAAAUCAUACGUAAUUUUCAUUAUAACUUGAUAUCCAGCCUAUUGAACAAGUAUAGUAAUAUUUUUAAUUCUGAAAUGAGUAGUGUAGUUCUCGGGGAAGGGAUUGGACUUUUGACCUCUACAAUCUAGUGUUUUGAAAGGUAACCCCAUCCCUAACAUUUUUGUGGUACAUGAGGCUUUAUUAAUAUUUUAUUGAAAAGAGAGUAUUCUGAGAUCACUUUUAAAGUUUGUUUUAAAAAUCAUUGGGACAAUGGUUUCAUGCUUUGCUUGCUUUUCAUCUUUUCUCAAAAUUUCCUUACUAAGGUUUGAUUACCAAUUUACAAAGUUUUGGUUAAAAUCCGAUAUAAAGUUAAAUUUUUUCAUGGUGCUGUAUUUUGUGAAAUAUUGAUAGCACUCAGGUUUCUUAAUAUUUAUUUCUUAUAUAGCCUUACCCUUGAUUUCUUUUUCAUCUUUCCUCUUCUGCUUCCUUUUAUCCUCACUUCUCUUUCUGUGAUGAAGACUGCACCUAACAUAGUACACUUCCAAAAAGACUGGAAAUUUCUGAUUCAUUGAUGGGAGAAGUAUAGUAGAAAGGCCCUGCAGUUUAGAGUUAAGGUGUGUUUGUUUAUUUAUAUGUAUUCCCAUUUGUUACUCUCAUACCUAUCUAGAAUAUGAGACUUCGACAUCUAAAAGCAUGAUAAGUAUUUUCUAAAAAAUAAAAAUAAAAACUAUUGAUACAUAUUGAAAUCGCCAUUGGUAAUUGACUUUUUAAAUUGCCUACAGAAAUACCUAGAAACCCAGUUGGGAAAUGUGUUUUUACGUAUGUCACCAAGUACACAGGCAGUACUACAAAUGUAUUUCUUUAAACAAUACUGUGGUGAUGGCAAUCAGUAAUUUAUUUCUUUGUCCUGUAACUUAUCAUCCUUGUCUUUUGUAAUCCUUUACACAGUAUUAACAAAACUGUAUCUUAUGUUUGUUCUUAGUAUCCACAAGUUUAAAUAUGGAAAAAUUCAGUUAAUAGUUGAUGUGAUGUUGUAUAUGGGCAAAAUGUCCAUUAAACUAAAAUUCAGUAAAAAACAAAAAAGGUGAACUAAAGUGGCUUGGUUUAUAAAAGAUGUUUUAUUUGGCAGUUGUCAGUUGUUAUAAGCAAUUACCUUCAAGAAAACUGGACUAAUUCGUUGCCAUUCUUUAUGGGAUGUUUACAAUAAAAUUCCAAGUUGUUUGGAAUCGAUUGCACUCUUGCUUUAUGCCUUAAGUCAUGUAUCUGAGAUAAAUGGAGCAGAAAGAAAUGUGGAAUUACCUUUCUCUUUUCCAGCUUCAGUGAUUGUAACAUGUAAUUCUUUAGACUUUUCAUUCUUGUUUCUUUGUCAUAGAACUUUUUUUGCUACCAUUUUUAAUCUGAAAAUAAUAGGGUGUUUCAUAUAAAAGAAAAUAUUUUUCUCUAGUUAAUGCAAGUUUUCAUUGGGUUACUUUUAAGUAAUAAAUAUGAUGUUGAUACUUCAAAUGUGGGCUGCUUGGUGCCUUCAAUAGCAGCCUGCAACUCACUAGUAGUCAGUUCUUGUAGAGCUUUUCAAAGUAGGUAGAUUAAUAAUAUAUUUAUGGUUUAUAAAUUUUAAGAGUUGAGCUAUGGAUGGAUCCCUGGAAUUUUUUAUUUGUGAUCAACUUGUUUACAAACUUGAACUAUAUUGUAAAAUGGUGCUUUCAUUCACUGUAAGUAUAGGACAGAGAAAUGAUAGGUGAAUUUUGAACCUGGAUAUGAAUGUCCUAACAGGAACAUUCAUCCCAGUUCUCAAACUCUAUAGUUACUUAGAAUUAUCCCAGUGGCAAGAAUUCCUACAGGUUAAACAUCAAUAAGCUGAGUAAAGACUGCAUCUUCUAAAUAUGCUAUUUUUUGUCUAGAAUUAGGCAAUAAGAUAUGUAGAAAUAGAUCACCUUUCCCUUUUAACAUGAGCUGCCAUUGGCUAUGAAACUAGCCAUGUUUCCUCAGAACACAGAUUGAGGUGGAGAUACUUGUUUAAUGUUUUUUGUUUAGUUGCUUGAUUUGUUAAAGACAGACCUCUUUAAAGAUGUAAAUAUAUUACUUAAAAAAUUAAUUGUUAGGCUGGUUUUCUUCACCCUCUAGGUUUUAAAAAAUAGAAAUACUAAAGAAUUUGUAUGAUAAUAUUUAGAAGGUCAUUUUUCCUAGUUGAGAAAAUCAAUAAAGACUGCUUUCUGCCCUCUCUAUUAGAUACCAUCAGCUACUUAAAGCUACUUUCCAAAAACUUUAUAAAAAUAAAUUGAAACCAA
Dipodomys ordii (Ord's kangaroo rat) is the source of this 11537-nucleotide messenger RNA. It is a transcript of the gene Brwd3, whose product is annotated as bromodomain and WD repeat domain containing 3. Gene Ontology annotation, biological process: cytoskeleton organization; regulation of cell shape; regulation of transcription by RNA polymerase II. The transcript is spliced from 41 exons. The record is from RefSeq and is a predicted model, not a curated record. Gene Ontology annotation, molecular function: protein binding. NCBI's taxonomy places the organism in Eukaryota, Metazoa, Chordata, Mammalia, Rodentia, Heteromyidae. Gene Ontology annotation, cellular component: nucleus. Bases 243 to 5645 code for a protein of 1800 amino acids.